Molecule: messenger RNA, 4627 nt
Organism: Cadophora gregata
Lineage: Eukaryota; Fungi; Ascomycota; Leotiomycetes; Helotiales; Ploettnerulaceae
Exons: 2
Coding region: 2061-4142 (693 amino acids)
Biological process (GO): protein phosphorylation
Molecular function (GO): ATP binding; protein kinase activity
Source: RefSeq, a predicted model, not a curated record
CAUCGCAAAAGUGCACAAGUGACGAAAUGGUCUUGAGACUUUGAAAAUCCCACCCACUCACCCAAGCAAGGAUGGCUACCUAAUCGUACAUGGUAAGUACGGACGACAAUCCAGAUUCACGUCUCUCGACUUCGCGCGUGCGGCUUCUAGGACGACUGGCUUCCGAGCUCUUACAAGCUUCAACGACAACGUCACAAAAUUCCACACAGCAUGGGACCACUCCACAAUCUGUCACCUGUGAGGCUUUCUGCAGGUACACAGGCCUGCCGCUGUCUAGGGUACACCGCCUCCUGAGCUUUCCAGCAUGCUCUGACUUCUUGGCAACGGUACAUUGCAUUCUGUUAUGCAUCGGAUCAAAGUCCCUCUUGCUUGCGCGAAUCAAGUCUUCCGACUGCACUAAAUAUUGGGCUUUCAGCUCACCUCCCACGGCAAUCACAUUUGGAUUUUCUUUGUGGCUGGCGCCAUGCUGUGCCUGAAAGAUAGGAAUCGUCGCUUCCAUGGCUCUCAUUAUUUGGAAAAUAUUGCCUGGACUGUGUCAUGGUCACCGGAUCCUUGAACGAUUGGAUAUGUCCAAUUCACAGGCGACACCAACAGCACUAGGUACCACCUCGCCACAUGCUCAUCUGGUUCGUCGUACUUGUAGUCAGUAUGAAUCGAGCCAUCAAGGUCUCAGACCCGUAUUGCUGGGCCUAACAGAUCACCUUCGCAUUGACUUCAUUACGCCAUUCGUACUGAUCCCAUACUUCUCUCAGAAUGUGCUCUCUAUGCGGUCUAGUUUUGCCCUUUGGGAAAGACUUUUGAUAACUCUAAAUCCCACAGGAUGUUGGCAGGUUCUCUUUCGGAGCCUUUAUUUGGCUGCCAGCAGAUAUAUCUUCCGCAAAUUUGGCAUGGAAUAGAUGGCCUGAAGUACCGGGCACAGUGGCAUUCCUCUUCUUUUCAGACUGGCCAGCACUUACUUGCUAUAUCAGAAUUUCUGGACGAGAACUGAUGUUCUGUCAUUUGUCCAGUGAAAGGAGCUUUUCGGUAAGAACAGCUUGAUUUGAGGUUGCUUGUCGUACAAUCCCGCUCAGUACUACAGAGCUAUUGAAUGACAGGUGGAAAAUUCUGAGAGUUUAUCAAGUUGCAGAACCACUGCAGUCAGACGUCGAGGGUACGACGAAAGCAAUGGCCAAGGUUUAUGCUUCUGCUGCUCCUCCCCACCUUCACAUGUGGAUAGCCGAAGAGCGCCUCGUGGCAACUCAUUUGUCCGCCAAAGCAGGUUGCAUGACAAGAGAAUGUCUGUCUCAAACUCUCAAAACGUUCUGCCCACAAGCCACUGAGUUAUCAUCGAGACACAGGUGCACCGCGAACACAUUGCUGUGUUGGGAUAUCUUGCUUCAAACGGAUUUACCUCGUGCCACCGACUUCCCGCCAAUAGCAUUAUGUACGAUUCUGCACCCGAAAUUCUCCAAAAUAGGAAAGACUGUUACCGAGUUGAUCUCAGACUCGGCCAACAAGAUCCGCAGCUGUCGAAAGUUGUGAAUGGAAUCGUCUGCUGCUGCAAAUCAUAACUGCCUCGUCCAUCUCCAACUUCUCCUGGAAAGGGCAGCGAUAACACCCCACGACUCGCUGCUUGCUGAUGAAAGAUUGCAGGGGUAUUGAUAACCGCCCCGCGGCAUCCUCUUGCUAAAAGCCACUACAAGUACACACCACGCCCGGGACCAAUCCAGGCUUCCCAAAUCAGCGCCUCUGCCCCGAGUUCAAGAAACUUCAGGCCUACCCUUGCAGAAGUUCUGCACUGCUCCUGUAGUUGCUUCUUCUAAGGACUUCACCCCCGAUCGAGCAAUCGUUUUCAUCGUGCACAUUUGCUGUAUCGACUACUGACUGCUGGUUCCUCCACCAAUUGACAGGGGAAAGCUGUCUAGGCGGUCUUCGCCCCAUGAUUAUAACAUCCCACGCCAUUGCCGCACCCCUCUUCAGACCCUCUUAGUCUGCUCCAGACGCUUAUCUCUAAGUUCUGAACUACCAAUCACCGAAGCUGGUUCUUGCCAUUUCUGAGAAUUGGUACAGUAAGGAAUAUCAUGGUGUAUCGGCGGGUCUCCUUGGCUACUAAUACACAGCACCAUGCCAGUGCAAAUUCCCACAUAUAUCCCAGCUUCGCCGGACCUGGACCGAGUCGACAAACAGAUGGAACCGUUUUCGACACACCUGUUACAAUGUGGUGGGACGAAGAACGAAUCGACUCAACAGUCAAUCGGCAAUUUGUGUUGUCAAAACUACGACCAGACGAACAAGCCCGACUAGACCAGCCUCUAGGGUUUGGAGAUGGCCUCACCGAUGACACCUAUAUGGAAUGGAUUGAAAUGAAGGCCAAACGGAUCUUCUUGAUCCUUGUCGAUCUUGGGGUUCCUGACCAAAUAUUUGGAGUUAUCGAUGAUUCUUGGGAUGAUGAUGAUCUCCCUGUGCCAUUCGAUCAGGUUGAGCGACUCCAGUUGACCUACGACAAAGACGAGAAGCUUGAGAAGAAAUUUUUCCAUCGCCAAUUCCUUUACCUCUUGAGAAAUGUCCAAAAAGGGGAGCAUUUGUACUACGAUGAUGAGGAAGUAGUGCCUCUAGAAUUCACAGAGAAAGUAGGAGCCGUAGCGAGUCUCACGCAGAGUAAUAUUGACAAAGUCCAUCUCCCGGGUCGACCAGACGAUGUAUUCGUUCGCCGACGGAUACCCUUGGGCACCACCCCCGGACGUAUGCCCAAAGAAGAGUUUCUAUCUGGUGUGGAAGCCAUGCGAGCAGUUGAACAUGACCAUCUGACCUCUCUGUGGGCUUCGUACGUCCACCAAGGCUCAGGAUAUCUUCUCCUCACUCCAGUAAACGAGAGCUCGUUGAAGUCGUUCUUGAAUGUAACCCCUCAGUCUAUCAAGAUACUAGCCAAGCAAGACCGCCGCAUCUUAGUUCUCAAUUGGAUUCAUUGCUUAGCCGAUGCAGUCUCCUUCCUGCACAAGAAAGGGCUCUCACACAGACACAUCAAACCCUCAAAUGUGCUACUCGAUGUUGACAAUAACAUCUUCUUAAGCGACUCUAGCAUCUUUGGCACGGAGAAACCCGGCUUCGACAAGGAAACUUACGACUAUCAAGCUCCAGAGCAAGCACCCCGGCCAGCUUCAACUGCGCCAGUUUCACGUCCAAGUACUGCCAGACGAACGACAAGUCAAGGAAAUUCAUUUGGAUUCUCAGCUGCCCAGCAAACAUUCCUAGCUUCCAAUGACCCUUCCUCCAUGUACAUUUCUUCGACUGGCACCGGCCCGACGCCUUCUACUGGCUCCUCUGUACCAAAUGUAUAUCCUUCUGGGAAGCACGAUCCCCAAAAAGCCGAUAUCUUCUCCCUCGGUACCAUUUUCCUCGAGAUCAUGACUUUCCUGCUGAAGCGCACAUCCCGCACUUUCGCUUCCCACCGUUCCAGCAAGAAUAAAACAGCUGGAAGGGGUGGCGGCCUGCCUGAUUCCUCCUUCCACAAAAACCCUCGCCAGGUUGAUAGCUGGAUGAGCAUCCUUGCCAAGGACGGAAAGAAGAAGGAGGACAGGAUCUUCAGGAGUGUAAGCCAUAUAUUGGCUUUGAUAGAAAAGAUGUUAAAUCCGACUCCCGACGAGCGGCCUAGUGCGUAUAAUGUUCAAGAAAAGUUAUACUGUAUUCUGAUUGAGUUCUGUGGUCUCGGCCCAUCGCCCCAAUCAAGAGGUAGGAUACACUGUACGAUACGUGAGGAGGAGAGCAAUGAUUGGAACUUCGGCUUCGAUAAACUGCGACUAGCCUCUCAACGAGCAGCUGCUGAAGCAUGCGCGAGUGUCAAUCCUGCCUUUAUGCAUGGAGGUCCAUCAGGAUCUGUGAGUUACGGGCUCGAGUGGACGCCUUCGGUAGUGUCAAGCGUGGCUUGGGGACCAGGUCCCAGUCCCCCUACAUCACCGGUAUCACCGAUCAGAGACAGAACGUUAGCGAGAGAUGGCGACAUAAUGAGUGUUUCGAGUGGGAAUAAGAGUGUAACGGGGCGCAGCUCGGAUGGGAAGUCCAGAUCUGGGAGCGCGAGUCUGGGAAGUGGUAUUCAGAAUGGGAAACCGAAACCUAAAGCGAAGGCGUGGCAGGCGCCGGUAUAUGCUGAGAUGAGCUUUGGAUGAUCGAAGCAAUAGGAUGCUUUAUGAUGGCGUUGACCGAUGGCUCAGGCAGCCAAACGUCAGAAUGACAAAACAAUGAUUAUGACCACGACGAAUGAACAAAUGGACGAACGAAUAAUGACAGUACAGUACGGCACAGCCCGGCAAGGAUAUCCCCGAACUCUCGGCGCAGGAAGGAAAGGAUCGUUGUUCUGAUAUAUACUUUGCAUUGGGGCUUUGGGGCCUGUAUUGAUUUUGAUUUACUAUCUUAGCUUCGCUGGUCCUCUGCUUCUGAUCUAAUUAGGUAGUCGGCUUAGUCGUGCACUUGGAAAGGACGAAUUGAGUGAAAAGUACUGAUCGUUGAAUUGAUGACUGGUUCAGUUUAUCAGGUUGGAUGGAUUGAUAUCAUCUUGGCUGAAUCACAAGCAGUGCUUUGGAUGGAAUUGGAUUGGACUAUCCUAGCACUACAUCGAUUACGGUCUCAUGGGUCUGUAGUAGUAGUAGCAAAC